This is a messenger RNA of Nematostella vectensis (starlet sea anemone), 12243 nucleotides long. RefSeq lists its product as uncharacterized. Bases 39 to 11888 code for a protein of 3949 amino acids. The transcript has 51 exons. Lineage: Eukaryota; Metazoa; Cnidaria; Anthozoa; Actiniaria; Edwardsiidae. The record is from RefSeq and is a predicted model, not a curated record.
CUAACAUUGGCACAUGCAAGUCCAUGUGCUGAGAAAAGAUGGCUCACUUAUCGACUUGGGUGUGGUCGAUAUUUCUGUUUUUGGCGUUCUUCUCUCGAUAUAGCGGGGCGCUUGACUACGCUCCGCUGGGCUGCUUCAAGGACUCAAGAGAUCGAGCAUUACCAGUUUACAUUCACAGAGUCAGCGGGGUCGAUUUCAAAGAGGAUGGUUCGAACAACCAACAGUUCUUUCAGCAAUGCUACGAGAAGGCCAAGGCUCACAAGCCACCUCUGACCUUCUUCGGUAUUCAGAACAAGUACGAGUGUUGGGGGACGACGGAGCCGACGUUUGCCAAACACGGAUGCAUGGAUAACUGCCAUAAUAAGGGGAAGGGCGCGUUCGGUGUCGGCGGAGGCUGGUCCAACUAUGUCUACAUGCUGAUCUAUUCACGCCGCCGAAGAUCUGCAGACACCCCUUGUAGCAAAUCUUGUGGAUCUGGUGUAAGCAGUACGUACACAACAGCUGAGAUGACGGGAGACAAGUGUCAAGCGGGAACCAAAAAAGUCAUCAUACACACCAAGGCGUGUAACACAGACCCUUGCCCAGAUGAGGAUGCCAAGUCCUACGAGUCCCUUGGGUGUUACAAAGACGCCUGGGACCGUGCAUUACCAACCUACCUGAACAAAGUGUCCGGCGUGACCUUCGUGUCAGGAGGAAACCACCAGGAGUUUGUCCAGCAAUGCUACGAGAAGGCCAAGGCUCACAAGCCACCGCUGACCUUCUUCGGUAUUCAGAACAAAUACGAGUGUUGGGGGACGACGGAGGAGACAUUUGCCAAACACGGAUGCAUGGAUAACUGUCAUAAAGGAAAAGAUGGGCUCAAUAUCGGCGGUGACUGGUCAACAUAUGUCUAUAUGCUGAGAAAGUCCAGAGGUCGACGGUCCUUAGACACCCCUUGUAGCAAAUCUUGUGGAUCUGGUGUAAGCAGUACGUACACAACAGCUGAGAUGACGGGAGACAAGUGUCAAGCGGGAACCAAAAAAGUCAUCAUACACACCAAGGCGUGUAACACAGACCCUUGCCCAGAUGAUCCCUACGAGUCCCUUGGGUGCUACAAAGACGCCUGGGACCGUGCAUUACCAACCUACCUGAACAAAGUGUCCGGCGUGACCUUCGUGUCCGGAGGAAACCACCAGGAGUUUGUCCAGCAAUGCUACGAGAAGGCCAAGGCUCACAAGCCACCGCUGACCUUCUUCGGUAUUCAGAACAAAUACGAGUGUUGGGGGACGACGGAGGAGACAUUUGCCAAACACGGAUGCAUGGAUAACUGUCAUAAAGGAAAAGAUGGGCUCAAUAUCGGCGGUGACUGGUCAACAUAUGUCUAUAUGCUGAGAAAGUCCAGAGGUCGACGGUCCUUAGACACCCCUUGUAGCAAAUCUUGUGGAUCUGGUGUAAGCAGUACGUACACAACAGCUGAGAUGACGGGAGACAAGUGUCAAGCGGGAACCAAAAAAGUCAUCAUACACACCAAGGCGUGUAACACAGACCCUUGCCCAGAUGAUCCCUACGAGUCCCUUGGGUGCUACAAAGACGCCUGGGACCGUGCAUUACCAACCUACCUGAACAAAGUGUCCGGCGUGACCUUCGUGUCCGGAGGAAACCACCAGGAGUUUGUCCAGCAAUGCUACGAGAAGGCCAAGGCUCACAAGCCACCGCUGACCUUCUUCGGUAUUCAGAACAAAUACGAGUGUUGGGGGACGACGGAGGCGACAUAUGCUAAACACGGAUGCAUGGAUAACUGCCAUAAAGGAAAAGAUGGGCUCAAUAUCGGCGGUGACUGGUCAACAUAUGUCUAUAUGCUGAGAAAGUCCAGAAGUCGACGGUCCUUAGAUUCUUGCAGCAAGUCAUGCGGAUCAGGAGUUACACAAGUGUACAAGAUCGUUGAUAGGAGAGGAGAGAAGUGUGAGGCAGGAACAAAAGAAGCCGUCCUGAAGACAGAAGCCUGUAAUACGAAACCUUGUCCAGUAAAUGGAGCAUGGUCUGAUUUCUCCAAGUGGUCAACUUGCUCCAAGUCUUGUGGGGGAGGGAUCAUGUCUCGAACAAGAACCUGUACCAACCCUAAACCUGCUCACGGAGGCAAGGAGUGCGAAGGAGACGACAAAGAGACGAAGGCGUGUGGAAUUUCACCUUGCCCUGUAAAUGGAGAAUGGUCUGAUUUCUCCAAAUGGUCAACUUGCUCCAAGUCUUGUGGGGGAGGGAUCAUGUCUCGAACAAGAACCUGUUCCAAUCCUAAACCUGCUCACGGAGGCAAGGAGUGCGAGGGAGACGCCAAAGAGACGAAGGCGUGUGGAAUUUCACCCUGCCCAGUAAAUGGCGGUUGGUCGGAUUUCUCCAAAUGGUCCUCUUGUACUAAGUCUUGUGGGGGAGGUAUCAUGUCUCGAACAAGAACCUGCACCAACCCUAAACCUGCUAACGGAGGCCAGGAAUGCAAGGGAGACGAAACGGAGACAAAGGCUUGUGGAACAAAGAAAUGCGAAGGUGGCUUCGAGUCCUCGAGCAUCAUUGGUGAUGAGGACGAAUACAUGAAAGACCUGCUGAGCUUCCUGAAGCCUGUACAGCAAAGUCCAACUAGCUGGUGGGGGAACUGCUAUACUGCUAGUAGGGAUGGCUGGGAGGCCAAAACGUUUCAUCAAAAGUGUGACGGAAAAGGACCUACGGUUACAAUUGUGCGUGUUGGCAAGAACAUAUUUGGCGGCUACUCCGAUAACUCUUGGACCAGUUCAAACAAAUACAUGAAAUCUGGCAAGGCUUUCCUUUACACUUUGUACAAUCCCAGAGGCUACAAACCAGAGAAACUUCCUGGAACAUCUUCAAACAACGUGCACUCUAUAUAUGGUGGUGCUACCUACGGCCCCACGUUUGGAGGAGGUCAUGACCUGUACAUCGUCGACAAGGCAAACACUCAGAAAUCCUCCUAUACAAACCCCUAUUCAUACCAGCGACCUACCGGCUGCAGUGGAAACACCUGCUUGGCCGGCAGUUAUCAGUUUACACCUAACGAAGUGGAAGUAUUUUAUGAGUUCAAGUCAAAACCUGAAAAAGUUGACGGUGGUUGGACUGAAUUCUCUGAAUGGUCUAAAUGCACUAGAGUUUGUGGGAAGGGCUCCUCUACACGUAACCGAACUUGCACGAACCCUGAGCCCGCUUGGGGAGGCAAAAAGUGUGUUGGACCCUCCGUCGAAACCAAAUCAUGCGGAACUGACGAAUGUGACGGAGGCUUCGACUCGUCUUCUAUUCUUGAUGGAAACAUCGACUACAUGAACGAUUUGCACAUGUUUCUGAGACCGGUCGAACAAUAUCCAACCAGCUGGUGGGGGAACUGCUACACUGCUAGUAGGGAUGGCUGGGAGGCCAAAACGUUUCAUCAAAAGUGUGACGGAAAAGGACCUACGGUUACAAUUGUGCGUGUUGGCAAGAACAUAUUCGGCGGCUACUCCGAUAACUCUUGGACCAGUUCAAACAAAUACAUGAAUUCUGGCAAGGCUUUCCUUUACACUUUGUACAAUCCCAGAGGCUACAAACCAGAGAAACUUCCUGGAACAUCUUCAAACAACGUGCACUCUAUAUAUGGUGGCGCUACCUACGGCCCCACGUUUGGAGGAGGUCAUGACCUGUACAUCGUCGACAAGGCAAACACUCAGAAAUCUUCCUAUACCAACCCCUAUUCGUACCAGCGACCUACCGGCUGCAGUGGAAACAACUGCUUGGCCGGCAGUUACCAGUUUACACCUAACGAAGUGGAAGUAUUUUAUGAGUUCAAAUCAAAACCUGAUAAAGUCAAUGGUGGAUGGUCUGAGUGGACGUCAUGGUCUGACUGCACCAGAGUCUGUGGAAAGGGAACAUCUACCCGUAAGAGAUCCUGCACAAACCCCAAACCUGCCUGGGGAGGCAGCGAUUGCAUUGGCAAAGAAGUGGAAACAAAAUCCUGCGGAACAGACAAGUGCGACGGAGGCCUUGAGUCUUCAACGAGCAUUGGGGACAAAAUUGAGUACCUAAAUGACUUGUACAUGUUCCUGCGACCGGUUCAGCAAAGUUCGAAGAGCUGGUGGGGCAGCUGCUACACCGCAAGUAGGGAUGGCUGGGAGGCAAAGACGUUUCAUCAAAAGUGUGAUGGAAAAGGACCAACAGUCACCAUUGUACGUGUUGGCAAAAACGUCUUCGGCGGCUACUCCGACAACUCUUGGACUAGUUCAAACAAAUACAUGAAUUCUGGCAAGGCUUUCCUUUACACUUUGUACAAUCCCAGAGGCUACAAACCAGAGAAACUUCCUGGAACAUCUUCAAACAACGUGCACUCUAUAUAUGGUGGCGCUACCUACGGCCCCACGUUUGGAGGAGGUCAUGACCUGUACAUCGUCGACAAGGCAAACACUCAGAAAUCCUCCUAUACCAACCCCUAUUCAUACCAGCGACCUACCGGCUGCAGUGGAAAUACCUGCUUGGCCGGCAGUUAUCAGUUUACACCUAACGAAGUGGAAGUAUUUUAUGAGUUCAAGUCAAAACCUGAAAAAGUUGACGGUGGUUGGACUGAAUUCUCUGAAUGGUCUAAAUGCACUAGAGUUUGUGGGAAGGGCUCCUCUACACGUAACCGAACUUGCACGAACCCUGAGCCCGCUUGGGGAGGCAAAAAGUGUGUUGGACCCUCCGUCGAAACCAAAUCAUGCGGAACUGACGAAUGUGACGGAGGCUUCGACUCGUCUUCUAUUCUUGAUGGAAACAUCGACUACAUGAACGAUUUGCACAUGUUUCUGAGACCGGUCGAACAAUAUCCAACCAGCUGGUGGGGGAACUGCUACACUGCUAGUAGGGAUGGCUGGGAGGCCAAAACGUUUCAUCAAAAGUGUGACGGAAAAGGACCUACGGUUACAAUUGUGCGUGUUGGCAAGAACAUAUUCGGCGGCUACUCCGAUAACUCUUGGACCAGUUCAAACAAAUACAUGAAAUCUGGCAAGGCUUUCCUUUACACUUUGUACAAUCCCAGAGGCUACAAACCAGAGAAACUUCCUGGAACAUCUUCAAACAACGUGCACUCUAUAUAUGGUGGUGCUACCUACGGCCCCACGUUUGGAGGAGGUCAUGACCUGUACAUCGUCGACAAGGCAAACACUCAGAAAUCCUCCUAUACCAACCCCUAUUCAUACCAGCGACCUACCGGCUGCAGUGGAAACACCUGCUUGGCCGGCAGUUAUCAGUUUACACCUAACGAAGUGGAAGUAUUUUAUGAGUUCAAGUCAAAACCUGAAAAAGUUGACGGUGGUUGGACUGAAUUCUCUGAAUGGUCUAAAUGCACUAGAGUUUGUGGGAAGGGCUCCUCUACACGUAACCGAACUUGCACGAACCCUGAGCCCGCUUGGGGAGGCAAAAAGUGUGUUGGACCCUCCGUCGAAACCAAAUCAUGCGGAACUGACGAAUGUGACGGAGGCUUCGACUCGUCUUCUAUUCUUGAUGGAAACAUCGACUACAUGAACGAUUUGCACAUGUUUCUGAGACCGGUCGAACAAUAUCCAACCAGCUGGUGGGGGAACUGCUACACUGCUAGUAGGGAUGGCUGGGAGGCCAAAACGUUUCAUCAAAAGUGUGACGGAAAAGGACCUACGGUUACAAUUGUGCGUGUUGGCAAGAACAUAUUCGGCGGCUACUCCGAUAACUCUUGGACCAGUUCAAACAAAUACAUGAAAUCUGGCAAGGCUUUCCUUUACACUUUGUACAAUCCCAGAGGCUACAAACCAGAGAAACUUCCUGGAACAUCUUCAAACAACGUGCACUCUAUAUAUGGUGGUGCUACCUACGGCCCCACGUUUGGAGGAGGUCAUGACCUGUACAUCGUCGACAAGGCAAACACUCAGAAAUCCUCCUAUACCAACCCCUAUUCAUACCAGCGACCUACCGGCUGCAGUGGAAACACCUGCUUGGCCGGCAGUUAUCAGUUUACACCUAACGAAGUGGAAGUAUUUUAUGAGUUCAAGUCAAAACCUGAAAAAGUUGACGGUGGUUGGACUGAAUUCUCUGAAUGGUCUAAAUGCACUAGAGUUUGUGGGAAGGGCUCCUCUACACGUAACCGAAGUUGCACGAACCCUGAGCCCGCUUGGGGAGGCAAAAAGUGUGUUGGACCCUCAGUCGAAACCAAAUCAUGCGGAACUGACAAAUGUGACGGAGGCUUCGACUCGUCUUCUAUUCUUGAUGGAAACAUCGACUACAUGAACGAUUUGCACAUGUUUCUGAGACCGGUCGAACAAUAUCCAACCAGCUGGUGGGGGAACUGCUACACUGCUAGUAGGGAUGGCUGGGAGGCCAAAACGUUUCAUCAAAAGUGUGACGGAAAAGGACCUACAGUUACAAUUGUGCGUGUUGGCAAGAACAUAUUCGGCGGCUACUCCGAUAACUCUUGGACCAGUUCAAACAAAUACAUGAAAUCUGGCAAGGCUUUCCUUUACACUUUGUACAAUCCCAGAGGCUACAAACCAGAGAAACUUCCUGGAACAUCUUCAAACAACGUGCACUCUAUAUAUGGUGGUGCUACCUACGGCCCCACGUUUGGAGGAGGUCAUGACCUGUACAUCGUCGACAAGGCAAACACUCAGAAAUCCUCCUAUACCAACCCCUAUUCAUACCAGCGACCUACCGGCUGCAGUGGAAACACCUGCUUGGCCGGCAGUUAUCAGUUUACACCUAACGAAGUGGAAGUAUUUUAUGAGUUCAAGUCAAAACCUGAAAAAGUUGACGGUGGUUGGACUGAAUUCUCUGAAUGGUCUAAAUGCACUAGAGUUUGUGGGAAGGGCUCCUCUACACGUAACCGAAGUUGCACGAACCCUGAGCCCGCUUGGGGAGGCAAAAAGUGUGUUGGACCCUCCGUCGAAACCAAAUCAUGCGGAACUGACAAAUGUGACGGAGGCUUCGACUCGUCUUCUAUUCUUGAUGGAAACAUCGACUACAUGAACGAUUUGCACAUGUUUCUGAGACCGGUCGAACAAUAUCCAACCAGCUGGUGGGGGAACUGCUACACUGCUAGUAGGGAUGGCUGGGAGGCCAAAACGUUUCAUCAAAAGUGUGACGGAAAAGGACCUACGGUUACAAUUGUGCGUGUUGGCAAGAACAUAUUCGGCGGCUACUCCGAUAACUCUUGGACCAGUUCAAACAAAUACAUGAAUUCUGGCAAGGCUUUCCUUUACACUUUGUACAAUCCCAGAGGCUACAAACCAGAGAAACUUCCUGGAACAUCUUCAAACAACGUGCACUCUAUAUAUGGUGGCGCUACCUACGGCCCCACGUUUGGAGGAGGUCAUGACCUGUACAUCGUCGACAAGGCAAACACUCAGAAAUCUUCCUAUACCAACCCCUAUUCGUACCAGCGACCUACCGGCUGCAGUGGAAACACUUGCUUGGCCGGCAGUUACCAGUUUACACCUAACGAAGUGGAAGUAUUUUAUGAGUUCAAAUCAAAACCUGAUAAAGUCAAUGGUGGAUGGUCUGAGUGGACGUCAUGGUCUGACUGCACCAGAGUCUGUGGAAAGGGAACAUCUACCCGUAAGAGAUCCUGCACAAACCCCAAACCUGCCUGGGGAGGCAGCGAUUGCAUUGGCAAAGAAGUGGAAACAAAAUCCUGCGGAACAGACAAGUGCGACGGAGGCCUUGAGUCUUCAACGAGCAUUGGGGACAAAAUUGAGUACCUAAAUGACUUGUACAUGUUCCUGCGACCGGUUCAGCAAAGUUCGAAGAGCUGGUGGGGCAGCUGCUACACCGCAAGUAGGGAUGGCUGGGAGGCAAAGACGUUUCAUCAAAAGUGUGAUGGGAAAGGACCAACAGUCACCAUUGUACGUGUUGGCAAAAACGUCUUCGGCGGCUACUCCGACAACUCUUGGACUAGUUCAAACAAUUACAUGAAAUCUGGCAAGGCUUUCCUUUACACUUUGUACAAUCCCAGAGGCUACAAACCAGAGAAACUUCCUGGAACAUCUUCAAACAACGUGCACUCUAUAUAUGGUGGCGCUACCUACGGCCCCACGUUUGGAGGAGGUCAUGACCUGUACAUCGUCGACAAGGCAAACACUCAGAAAUCCUCCUAUACCAACCCCUAUUCAUACCAGCGACCUACCGGCUGCAGUGGAAACACCUGCUUGGCCGGCAGUUAUCAAUUUACACCUAACGAAGUGGAAGUAUUUUAUGAGUUCAAGUCAAAACCUGAAAAAGUUGACGGUGGUUGGACUGAAUUCUCUGAAUGGUCUAAAUGCACUAGAGUUUGUGGGAAGGGCUCCUCUACACGUAACCGAACUUGCACGAACCCUGAGCCCGCUUGGGGAGGCAAAAAGUGUGUUGGACCCUCCGUAGAAACCAAAUCAUGCGGAACUGACGAAUGUGACGGAGGCUUUGACUCGUCUUCUAUCCUUGAUGGAAACAUCGACUACAUGAACGAUUUGCACAUGUUUCUGAGACCGGUCGAACAAUAUCCAACCAGCUGGUGGGGGAACUGCUAUACUGCUAGUAGGGAUGGCUGGGAGGCCAAAACGUUUCAUCAAAAGUGUGACGGAAAAGGACCUACAGUUACAAUUGUGCGUGUUGGCAAGAACAUAUUCGGCGGCUACUCCGAUAACUCUUGGACCAGUUCAAACAAAUACAUGAAAUCUGGCAAGGCUUUCCUUUACACUUUGUACAAUCCCAGAGGCUACAAACCAGAGAAACUUCCUGGAACAUCUUCAAACAACGUGCACUCUAUAUAUGGUGGUGCUACCUACGGCCCCACGUUUGGAGGAGGUCAUGACCUGUACAUCGUCGACAAGGCAAACACUCAGAAAUCCUCCUAUACCAACCCCUAUUCAUACCAGCGACCUACCGGCUGCAGUGGAAACACCUGCUUGGCCGGCAGUUAUCAGUUUACACCUAACGAAGUGGAAGUAUUUUAUGAGUUCAAGUCAAAACCUGAAAAAGUUGACGGUGGUUGGACUGAAUUCUCUGAAUGGUCUAAAUGCACUAGAGUUUGUGGGAAGGGCUCCUCUACACGUAACCGAAGUUGCACGAACCCUGAGCCCGCUUGGGGAGGCAAAAAGUGUGUUGGACCCUCCGUCGAAACCAAAUCAUGCGGAACUGACAAAUGUGACGGAGGCUUCGACUCGUCUUCUAUUCUUGAUGGAAACAUCGACUACAUGAACGAUUUGCACAUGUUUCUGAGACCGGUCGAACAAUAUCCAACCAGCUGGUGGGGGAACUGCUACACUGCUAGUAGGGAUGGCUGGGAGGCCAAAACGUUUCAUCAAAAGUGUGACGGAAAAGGACCUACGGUUACAAUUGUGCGUGUUGGCAAGAACAUAUUCGGCGGCUACUCCGAUAACUCUUGGACCAGUUCAAACAAAUACAUGAAUUCUGGCAAGGCUUUCCUUUACACUUUGUACAAUCCCAGAGGCUACAAACCAGAGAAACUUCCUGGAACAUCUUCAAACAACGUGCACUCUAUAUAUGGUGGCGCUACCUACGGCCCCACGUUUGGAGGAGGUCAUGACCUGUACAUCGUCGACAAGGCAAACACUCAGAAAUCUUCCUAUACCAACCCCUAUUCGUACCAGCGACCUACCGGCUGCAGUGGAAACACUUGCUUGGCCGGCAGUUACCAGUUUACACCUAACGAAGUGGAAGUAUUUUAUGAGUUCAAAUCAAAACCUGAUAAAGUCAAUGGUGGAUGGUCUGAGUGGACGUCAUGGUCUGACUGCACCAGAGUCUGUGGAAAGGGAACAUCUACCCGUAAGAGAUCCUGCACAAACCCCAAACCUGCCUGGGGAGGCAGCGAUUGCAUUGGCAAAGAAGUGGAAACAAAAUCCUGCGGAACAGACAAGUGCGACGGAGGCCUUGAGUCUUCAACGAGCAUUGGGGACAAAAUUGAGUACCUAAAUGACUUGUACAUGUUCCUGCAACCGGUUCAGCAAAGUUCGAAGAGCUGGUGGGGCAGCUGCUACACCGCAAGUAGGGAUGGCUGGGAGGCAAAGACGUUUCAUCAAAAGUGUGAUGGGAAAGGACCAACAGUCACCAUUGUACGUGUUGGCAAAAACGUCUUCGGCGGCUACUCCGACAACUCUUGGACUAGUUCAAACAAUUACAUGAAAUCUGGCAAGGCUUUCCUUUACACUUUGUACAAUCCCAGAGGCUACAAACCAGAGAAACUUCCUGGAACAUCUUCAAACAACGUGCACUCUAUAUAUGGUGGCGCUACCUACGGCCCCACGUUUGGAGGAGGUCAUGACCUGUACAUCGUCGACAAGGCAAACACUCAGAAAUCCUCCUAUACCAACCCCUAUUCAUACCAGCGACCUACCGGCUGCAGUGGAAACACCUGCUUGGCCGGCAGUUAUCAAUUUACACCUAACGAAGUGGAAGUAUUUUAUGAGUUCAAGUCAAAACCUGAAAAAGUUGACGGUGGUUGGACUGAAUUCUCUGAAUGGUCUAAAUGCACUAGAGUUUGUGGGAAGGGCUCCUCUACACGUAACCGAACUUGCACGAACCCUGAGCCCGCUUGGGGAGGCAAAAAGUGUGUUGGACCCUCCGUAGAAACCAAAUCAUGCGGAACUGACGAAUGUGACGGAGGCUUUGACUCGUCUUCUAUCCUUGAUGGAAACAUCGACUACAUGAACGAUUUGCACAUGUUUCUGAGACCGGUCGAACAAUAUCCAACCAGCUGGUGGGGGAACUGCUAUACUGCUAGUAGGGAUGGCUGGGAGGCCAAAACGUUUCAUCAAAAGUGUGACGGAAAAGGACCUACAGUUACAAUUGUGCGUGUUGGCAAGAACAUAUUCGGCGGCUACUCCGAUAACUCUUGGACCAGUUCAAACAAAUACAUGAAAUCUGGCAAGGCUUUCCUUUACACUUUGUACAAUCCCAGAGGCUACAAACCAGAGAAACUUCCUGGAACAUCUUCAAACAACGUGCACUCUAUAUAUGGUGGUGCUACCUACGGCCCCACGUUUGGAGGAGGUCAUGACCUGUACAUCGUCGACAAGGCAAACACUCAGAAAUCCUCCUAUACCAACCCCUAUUCAUACCAGCGACCUACCGGCUGCAGUGGAAACAACUGCUUGGCCGGCAGUUACCAGUUUACACCUAACGAAGUGGAAGUGUUUUAUGAGUUCAAAUCAAAACCUGAUAAAGUCAAUGGUGGAUGGUCUGAGUGGACGUCAUGGUCUGACUGCACCAGAGUCUGUGGAAAGGGAACAUCUACCCGUAAGAGAUCCUGCACAAACCCCAAACCUGCCUGGGGAGGCAGCGAUUGCAUUGGCAAAGUGGUGGAAACAAAAUCCUGCGGAACAGACAAGUGCGACGGAGGUCUUGAGUCUUCGACAAGCAUUGGAGACAAGCUUGAGUACCUAAACGAUUUGUACUUGUUCUUGAGACCGGUCCAACAACGGCCAGGGAGUCGAUGGCGCAACUGCUACACCGCAAGUAGGGAUGGCUGGGAGGCAAAGACGUUUCAUCAAAAGUGUGACGGAAAAGGACCAACAGUCACCAUUGUGCGUGUUGGCAAAAACGUCUUCGGUGGCUACUCCGACAACUUUUGGACUAGUUCAAACAGUUACAUGAGUUCAAACAAGGCUUUCCUGUACACCUUGUACAAUCCCAGAGGCUACAAACCAGAGAAACUUCCUGGAAAAUCUUCAACCAACGUGCACUCUAUAUACAGCGGCGCCAGUUACGGCCCCACGUUUGGAGGAGGUCAUGACCUGUACAUUGCCGACAAGGCAAACACUCAGAAAUCCUCCUAUACCAACCCCUAUUCAUACCAGCAACCUUCCGGUUGUAGUGGAAACACCUGCUUGGCCGGUAGUUACCAGUUUACACCAAGUGAGGUUGAGGUUUUUUAUGAAGCAAGUUAAUUUCGUAUAUCGGUUUUUGCUUUUAUUUGGCUUUAUAUUGAUACAAUUUAAGUAGGUGGGGUUAGAUGUGAUGUUUUUAGAGGUUUGCGGCCUCCAUGAUUAUUUUUGCGUUUUAUUAGCAGGUGAAGGGUUGGAAAAUGCGACUUGUAUUUUUAAUGUACGUCAAUCUGGCUUUAGAUUAUAGUCGAAGGUAUUGUUGUCAUUAUGGUAUCAUUAGUAUCAUUAUUAUUUACCAAUUCUUGUUUAUGGUUGAAACUAAAGUAAGGUUCUACCUAAUAUUAUCAACAUGGUAAUAUCUAUAUUCAAAAUGGUGUUGGUUUACUCCUUGGUAAAAUAAAGCAUUGCAAUUGCAGUA